AUAAUAAUUGCUAAAGAGUCUCAAGAUGAGAUCUACCUUCAUUGCUUUGACAACACUCGCAGCAGCAAUACUCAGCGCAACUCAUGCAAGUCCAAUUGUGACACUGAAUGAAUUGACCAAACGAGACACUUCUGCAACUAUUGCAGAUGGCGAAUUGCCUGUAUUUGUCAGUCGUACGAUCAAAGACGAAGAAAAACCUCUGCUGUUUGAAGAGGCAUAUACCACUCCUGGCGGUACUCAUGUCAAGAAAGGGGGAUUCUACGAUCCUACCACUGGCUCUCGUGGAUCUUACAGUAGCUCUUCUUUCCACAAAGAGUGGCACUCUCCAUGAGGGCAGAUUGACUGCAAGUGAUUUGCUCUAACGCCUUCUUAUGGCUUAAGCUUAACUUCAUUAGAA
Molecule: messenger RNA, 397 nt
Organism: Meira miltonrushii
Lineage: Eukaryota; Fungi; Basidiomycota; Exobasidiomycetes; Exobasidiales; Brachybasidiaceae
Exons: 1
Coding region: 26-331 (101 amino acids)
Source: RefSeq, a predicted model, not a curated record